This is a messenger RNA of Colletotrichum graminicola M1.001, 708 nucleotides long. Its product is annotated as phosphoglycerate mutase. Gene Ontology annotation, molecular function: phosphatase activity. The coding region runs from base 1 to 708 and encodes 235 amino acids. Gene Ontology annotation, cellular component: cytoplasm. The record is from RefSeq and is a predicted model, not a curated record. NCBI's taxonomy places the organism in Eukaryota, Fungi, Ascomycota, Sordariomycetes, Glomerellales, Glomerellaceae. The transcript has 2 exons.
AUGCUCAAGCCCUCCACAACGUCGAUCAUAAGUCAUCUCUGUGUCAAUUACUUGAGUCCACCAUUGUCUAAUAUGUCAGCACAGGACUGGAACAUUCAUGAUCCCGACUUGUCUUCACUGGGCUUAGAGCAGUGCCAAGAGCUGAGGGAGCAUUUGCUCCAGCGUUUCGGCAAUGAGACGGACGCUCUCGUCAUCGUUAGCCCGAUGAGACGAACGAUUCAGACCGCUCUCUUGUCGCUGGACUGGUUGAUCAAAAAGGGUGUGCACAUACAGGCCGAUGCCCGAUGGCAAGGCAGCAGCAUCGCCAACCUGAAGGCCGAGUUUCCCAGCGUCGACUUUUCCACCGUAGAUAGUGUAUAUCCAGAUAAGACAUCUCUUUCUGGAGCCGAAUAUGCGUUUACAAAGGAAGCCAUCUUGAGGCGCGCUCGGGCAGGUAUUCGUAGCAUUCACGAACGCAAGGAAAAACUUAUAUUUGUCGUUUCCCAUUCCGGUUUCUUGCGCCUUGGUGUAACGGGACACUGGUUCUUCAAUGGAGAUUAUAGAAUGUUUGAGCUAGAUAAGGACGAAAGAAUCGACCAGCCGCCAAAGCUCAGGCAGCUAGAAUCAACCCUCAGAGGUGGGCUCGGCAAGUCUUGGACUGAUCCCGUGGUCAUUGGCUCUGGAUUGCCAGCUCCCGAAAUAUAUCCUGAAGACAAAACCGGUAGCUAG